Meleagris gallopavo (turkey) is the source of this 431-nucleotide messenger RNA. The record is from RefSeq and is a predicted model, not a curated record. NCBI's taxonomy places the organism in Eukaryota, Metazoa, Chordata, Aves, Galliformes, Phasianidae.
AUGUCCUGCUACAACCAGUGCGUGCCACGCCUGCCCUGCCAGCCCUGCGGCCCCACCCCUCUGGGCAGCAGCUGCAACGAGCCCUGCGUCAGGCAGUGCCAGGACUCCAACGUCGUCAUCCAGCCCUCUCCCGUGGUGGUGACUCUGCCCGGACCCAUCCUCAGCUCCUUCCCGCAGAGCACCGCCGUCGGAUCCUCCACCUCCGCUGCCGUUGGCAGCAUCCUCAGCUCUGAGGGUGUGCCCAUCUCCUCUGGAGGCUUUGGCCUCUCCGGCUUCGGCAGCCGCAUCUGUGGCAGGAGGUGCUUCCCCUGCUAAAGCUGCUGGUGAUGGUCCUGGAGGAUUAGCUCUUGGGACGCAGAAUUUGAUAGCGGCCCUCGGAGAGAGAGCACGGAGAACUUCCUUUCAUAGGGACCAAGCAACACCUCUUGCAA